This is a messenger RNA of Protopolystoma xenopodis, 330 nucleotides long. Lineage: Eukaryota; Metazoa; Platyhelminthes; Monogenea; Polystomatidea; Polystomatidae. The record is from the annotation of a GenBank genome assembly.
CUUCGAAAUAAAACUUUUACUAAGCUCACUUGUGUUGAUCGUUUUGCAAUACAGAUACAUGGUAUCCCCUGGACACAAAUAGGCUAUCUUCGUCGGUUUCCGUUCUUUUCGAGCAAACAGAGAAAUACAGUAAUUGUCCAGCUCCCAGUCAACUACACAGAUUCGGAGAACGGACAACAGGUGGUUGGCGGUGGUGAUAUUCUCGUGCUCUGUAAGGGCUCUCAAGAGGCUGUCUCUAGGCUCUGCCGAAGUGAUUCUGUUCCGGCAAACACUGACAGAAUACUCCAAAAAUUGACUGUUCAGGUUGGUAGUCCACGACUUUAUCUCUAA